GGUAUCAUCGAGGAGAAGUACGACCACAUGCUGUGGGUGCCCUGCGCGCCGCACUGCAUGGACCUGUUGCUCGAGGACAUGGGCAAGAUGCCGUGGGCGAAGGAGACAAUUGAGCCCGUCCGCGACCUGGUCACCUUCAUCCGCAACCACCAGGGCGCGCUCGCCAUCUUCAGCAGCAUCUCCGAGCGAGCUCGGGAUACCUGCUUCGGCACGGUGUACCUGAUGUGCGAGCGCAUGCUCCUGGUCAAGCAGGCGCUGAAGCAGCUGUGGGUGCACAACGACAUGGAGAAGUGGCGGAAGAAGAACAAGAAGGCGGGAGCCGAGUACACGCGGCUCCAGGACGUCCUCAUCAACAGCCCCCGCGCCUGGCGGAGGGUCGAAGACCUGGUGGCGCUGUCCACGCCCAUCAUGGUCCUGCUGCGCCUGGCGGACUCCUCGGCGGCUACCAUGGGCAAGAUCUACUACCGCUGCGUCGAGCUCAAGCGGCACCUGGAGACCGUCAACCUGUACUCCACGACCACCGCCCAGCGCAGGGAGGUCCUGCGGGUCUUCCAGGAGCGGUGGGACAUGCUGCACAGCCCGCUUCACUCGGCGGGCGCUCCGCAGGGACCGCACGGCUCUUCAGUCGUGUCCUUGUCAUCCGUGGCUAACGUCAGAUAAGAGAGCGGUCGUGAAGUGCCGGCAAAGGGGCCGGACUCUGGAUCGAUCCAGAGUUUCAGUUGAGAUGUUGCCCGACAGUCGGCAUUACCUGAUCCCCCGAUCUCAGGUACCGAAAGCCGUGAGGGUAGAUCAUCCGAGCUGAACAUGGAUAGGACACCAGGGGCUUA
Messenger RNA from Chlamydomonas reinhardtii, 827 nucleotides. RefSeq lists its product as uncharacterized. Bases 28 to 660 code for a protein of 210 amino acids. The record is from RefSeq and is a predicted model, not a curated record. Lineage: Eukaryota; Viridiplantae; Chlorophyta; Chlorophyceae; Chlamydomonadales; Chlamydomonadaceae. The transcript has 4 exons.